AUGGAGGACGUCAGCCAACCCACCGAGCUGGCACCGCCCUUGCCCACCACCGAGCCCGCCACCAUACCCACGCUCGACGGCUGGAUCGAGAGCUUGAUGGCCUGCAAGCAGCUGGCCGAGGCCGAUGUUCAGAGGCUCUGCGAGAAGGCAAGAGAGGUGCUGCAGAACGAAUCCAACGUACAGCCCGUGAAAUGUCCCGUGACGGUCUGCGGUGAUAUCCACGGCCAGUUCCACGACCUGAUGGAGUUGUUCAAGAUCGGCGGCCCUAAUCCCGACACCAACUACCUGUUCAUGGGCGACUACGUCGACAGAGGAUACUACUCGGUCGAGACCGUCACCCUGCUGGUCGCCCUCAAGAUUCGAUACCCCGAGCGCAUCACCAUCCUGCGCGGCAACCACGAGUCGCGUCAGAUCACCCAGGUCUACGGCUUCUACGACGAGUGCCUGCGGAAAUACGGCAACGCCAAUGUCUGGAAGUUCUUCACCGACCUCUUCGACUACCUGCCCCUGACCGCCCUGAUUGACAACCAGAUCUUCUGUCUCCACGGUGGUUUGUCCCCCAGCAUCGACACCCUGGAUAACAUCAGGGCCCUCGACCGUAUCCAGGAGGUGCCCCACGAGGGUCCCAUGUGCGACCUGCUCUGGUCCGAUCCCGAUGACCGCUGCGGCUGGGGGAUCUCGCCCCGUGGAGCCGGCUACACCUUCGGCCAGGACAUCUCCGAGGCUUUCAACCACAACAACGGCUUGACCCUGAUCGCGAGAGCUCACCAACUGGUCAUGGAGGGUUAUAAUUGGUCGCAAGACCGUAACGUGGUCACCAUUUUCUCCGCUCCCAAUUACUGCUACAGAUGUGGUAACCAGGCCGCAAUCAUGGAGAUUGAUGAGCACCUGAAGUACACAUUCCUCCAGUUCGACCCUUGCCCACGUGCCGGCGAGCCUAUGGUUUCUAGACGUACGCCGGAUUACUUCUUGUAG
Neoarthrinium moseri is the source of this 975-nucleotide messenger RNA. RefSeq lists its product as uncharacterized. Bases 1 to 975 code for a protein of 324 amino acids. Lineage: Eukaryota; Fungi; Ascomycota; Sordariomycetes; Amphisphaeriales; Apiosporaceae. The transcript has 6 exons. Gene Ontology annotation, cellular component: cytosol. Gene Ontology annotation, molecular function: protein serine/threonine phosphatase activity. Gene Ontology annotation, biological process: peptidyl-serine dephosphorylation; mitotic cell cycle. The record is from RefSeq and is a predicted model, not a curated record.